CCAUUUUGGCUCAAACAAAGUCAAAAAUAUUUUAUCUUCGUCAAAAUUAUUUUAAGAAAAAAGCUUAACUGCAAUGUAAAUCGUGUUGAUAACUACACGUUCGGUUUCUAGAAGUAACGCUGAACUGCAUAUGUAACUUUUUCUGCUUGUUGUGAGUAAUUUUAACGACUAAAACCCCAAGUAAUUGGUUAUUUAAUAUCUACCUCUGGGCGCAACUCGCGACCAAAAAGCGCAGUUUUCGGUUGUCAUUGAAAGCAUUCGCGUUUGUGGUGGCAAUGGGAGGUUGCUCUGCUCCACAUUGCUCAAAUUCAACUAGUAUUGGCAAACAGCUGUUCAGGUUCCCCAAAGACCCAGUGCGUAAGAAGAAAUGGGUUGUCAAUUGUCGACGGGAUUUUGAACCUACCCCUCACUCUAGACUCUGCGAAGAUCACUUUGAGCACAGUCAAUUUGAGGAAGUAGCCAGAUCUCCAGCUGGUGGGAAGAAGCUGAAACCCAAUGCAAUUCCAACAGUUUUUAGUAUUGGAGAGCCCCCUUAUCCAAUUGUCACAACGUCAUUCAUUUCCAUUCCUCUAAAACCAGAACCAGUUGAGAAAGACUUGAAUGUGGGGGACCAUGGCUAUGCAAGGCGCAACCCGCUGCCAGGAAUGGAGGAGGAGGAUGGAGACUGCCCCAGAGAUGAGCAGCAGCCAUGCAACCAAUGUCAGCUCCUCAAGAAGCAGCUGGAGCAGGAGAUGCAAAACUCAGCAAGGCUACAAAAAGAGGUUGAGGAAAUGAAGAAGCGUUUCUAUCGGCUUGACCGUAUUGAAAAAGGCCUCCAGAACUUCUUAUAUGAGGAUCAGGUCCGUGCUUUGUCCCUCACCAAACGCUCCCGACGCGCUGUCUGGUCUCCCGAGACAAUCAUUAAAGCUCGGAAAAUUCGUACUGCUGUUGGUACCAAGGGCUACGAGUACCUACGUGAACUGGGGUACCCUUUACCCUCCUACAGGACGCUGUGUAACCGACUGGAGACUAAAAUUAUGGUGACCACGGACAUGAGCUGUGAGGAGCUGGCUGAGCUGGGCCUUGGCCUCAUGGCGACCUGUGACAGCCCCACCCAAGGAGUUGGAGACAAUGAUGAAGAACUCAUUGGUGUUUUGUCCUGAUUUGUUGAAAUGCACGCUGACUUCAAAAUAUCUGCACAAACCAAAGAACAUAUAUUUUAAGUCACUUAACCUGAUCUGCAAAAUAAGAUGGGGCUGCAGAUGUGUGACAGUUUGAAAAAUAUAUGCAAAUUAGGGAUGGGACAAGAUCUCAGAGAUAAAACUGGCACAAAAAUGUGUACCUGUGGAAAACAAACUUGUGAGAUAUUCCCUUUCAUGUGUUUUUUUUGGACAAAAAAAGGUUUAACAUUGAAAAAUAUGAAAUAAAAUAAAACAAUUUGAGGCCAAAUUUCUGAACUAAACUAAGUUGUUUAUUAUAAAUAUCUUAACUUUUUAUAAAUAAAUUGUCAACAUCUCGCCAUUCCUGUGGACCCAAUCUUGUGUUGUGUUUGGUCUCAUGGAAAUUGUGACCCGUCCCAUCCCUAAAAAGAUGUCUUCAGAAUUGUAUAUAUACUAAAGUUUUAUUCAGGGGUAUGUAUUUCUGCAGCUUGUGUGUUUGGUUAAUGGAGGAUGGUAAAUGAAGAGGUUUCUAGAUCAAUAUUUUUGUUUGAAUACACAUUGAACUAUUCAAGUUGUGACAACUGACAAGCCUGUGUACAGACAGUAAAAACAGAGAUAAACCUUAAACCUUAUUAAACCAUAAGCACUUUGAAUCUAAACCACAGAUUUAACCAUAUACCGGUAAUUCUUUUCAUCAACCCACCUCAAUUUUAAGCAUGUUAUGUUAUGAUAUCUCCUUAAAGUAUUAGGUUCAGUAUCCAAAUUCUUGCAUUUAGUAAUGAAUGAUGUAACUCUGAUGAUGCCAUGAGUGUGGUGACAGGAAUCUCUAAUUGGCACAUGACUGUAAUGGCACUACUGAUAUUUUAACUAUAAAAAGCUACAGAAAUGUUGGAAGUCUUUCUAUAUUAAGAUGAAAUUCAGUAGUACCCUUUAACAAUGUGUAUUGGAUUAUCACUUUGCAUAUUGUGCAACCUUGCUAAAUUUACUCUAAUAAAAUGUUUGUGUUGUCCAGUAAAUUGAAUGUCGAAACAGAC
Messenger RNA from Periophthalmus magnuspinnatus, 2173 nucleotides. RefSeq lists its product as uncharacterized. Bases 276 to 1142 code for a protein of 288 amino acids. Gene Ontology annotation, molecular function: sequence-specific DNA binding. The record is from RefSeq and is a predicted model, not a curated record. NCBI's taxonomy places the organism in Eukaryota, Metazoa, Chordata, Actinopteri, Gobiiformes, Gobiidae. The transcript has 4 exons.